GGCCGCCCAGUCUCAGCUGCGCGCGGUUUUCUGUAGACCCGGAAGCGGAUCGUGCGGAGUGAAGGCUGCGCCGCCGAGCCUGAGUUUCGUUCUCUAGAUUGUAUCUGCGCUUCGCAGUACCCCUUCUUCCAUCCCCCGGGUCUGGAGGGGGUCCCUACAGAUCUUAAAAUGACCGCACCGCGCCCUCCACCCCAGAUUAACCUUUAAAGACUCAUGUGGCCGAGGAAGAAGUCCAGAAGGGAAGAAAGAGGAGACAGGGAUGGCUCUUUCUCAAGGAAGGUUGACAUUCAGGGAUGUGGCCAUCGAAUUCUCUCAGGAGGAGUGGAAAUGCCUGGAUCCUGCUCAGAGGGCUUUGUACAGGGAUGUGAUGUUGGAGAACUACAGGAACCUGGUCUCCCUGGAUGUCUCUCCUACACAUAUGAUCAAGGAAUUACCACCAAAAGAGAACAAUAGCACAGGAAAAGUAUUCCAAGCAGUGAUGUUGGAAAGACAUGAAAUCCAUGACAUCAAAGAUUUUUACUUCAGGGAAAUGCAGCAAAAUAUUCAUGACUUUGAGUGUCAGCGUCACAAUGAUGCAAGAAAUUACAGAGAAAUACCUGCAAUUAAAAUUAAAAACAUCACUGGAAGAAGAGAUCAACGUGAUGGAAGGAAUGCAGGAAACAAGCCAGUUGAAAAUCAGCUUGAACUAAACUUUUGGUCACAUCUGGCUGAACUGCAGGGAUUUCAAAUUGAAAGGAAAAUUUAUGAAUGUACUCAAAUUGAGAAGUUUGUCACCAGUGGGUCCUCAGUUUCAUUACUUCAAACAAAUCUUCCUCGUGUCAACACCAGCAUUUCUAAUAUAUAUAGGAAUGAUUUUAUGUGUCCUUCAAUACUCACACAAGACCAGAAAGCAUACAUUAGGGAAAAACAUUACAAAUGUAGUGAUGGUGGCAAGGCCUUUAAUCAGAGGUCCAACCUUACUACACAUCAGAGAAUCCAUACUGGACAUAAGCCACAUAAAUGUGACAUAUGUGGCAAAGGUUUCAGGCGAAUUGCAAACCUAGAAAGUCAUCAUAGAAUUCAUACUGGAGAGAAACCUUACAGAUGUAAUGAGUGUGGCAAGACCUUCAAUCAGACGUUCAACCUUACUACACAUCAGAGAAUCCAUACUGGACAGAAACCAUAUAAAUGUGAUAUAUGUGGCAAAGGUUUCAGGCAAAUUGGAAACCUAGCUAGUCAUCAUAUAAUUCAUACUGAAGAGAAACCUUACAGAUGUAAUGAGUGUGGCAAGACCUUUAAUAGGAUGUUCCACCUUACUAGACAUCAGAGAAUCCAUACUGGACAGAAACCAUAUAAAUGUGAUAUAUGUGGCAAAGGUUUCAGGCAAAUUGCAAACCUAGCAAGUCAUCAUAGAAUUCAUACUGGAGAGAAACCUUACAAAUGUAGUGAUUGUGGCAAGACCUUUAAUUACAGGUCCCACCUUACUAGACAUCAGAGAAUCCAUACUGGACAGAAACCAUAUAAAUGUGAUAUAUGUGGCAAAGAUUUCAGUCAAAAUUCAUACCUUGAAAAUCAUCAGAGAAUUCACACUAGAGAGAAAUCUUACAGAUGUAAUGAGUGUGGCAAGACCUUUAAUAAGAUGAUCAACCUUACUACACAUCAGAGAAUCCAUACUGGACAGAAACCAUAUAAAUGUGAUAUAUGUGGCAAAGGUUUCAGGCAAAUUGCAAACCUAGCAAGUCAUCAUAGAAUUCAUACUGGAGAGAAACCUUACAAAUGUAGUGAUUGUGGCAAGACCUUCAAUAGGAUGUUCCACCUUACUAGACAUCAGAGAAUCCAUACUGGACAGAAACCAUAUAAAUGUGAUAUAUGUGGCAAAAGUUUCAGUCAAAAUUCAUACCUUGAAAAUCAUCAGAGAAUUCACACUGGAGAGAAAUCUUACAAGGGUAAUUAGUGUGGCAAAGCCUUUAGCGUGCACUCAAACCUAACUAAACAUCAGGUCAUCCAUACUGGAGAGAGAUCUUAUAAAUGUAAUGAGUGGGGCAAGGCUUUUUUUUCAGAGUUCAAAAUUGUAAAACAUCAAAGGAUUCAUUCUGGAGAGAAAGAAAACAAAUGUAAUGAAUGUGGUAAGGCAUUUAUUCAAAAUUCAAGUCUGGUGGACCAUCAGAGAAUUCACGCUGGAGAGAAAACUUACAAGUGUAAUGAGUGUGGUAAAACCUUUAUUGGGCAUUCAAGCCUAACUAACCAUCAGGUAAUUCAUACUGGAGAGAAACCUUACAAAUGUAAUGACUGUGGAAAGGCUUAUAUGAAGUGGUCCCACCUGAGACAUCAUGAGAGUAUUCAUACUGGAGAGAAGCCAUACAAAUGUACCGAAUGCAGCAAGGCCUUUAGACAAUGGGCGGACAUCAGGAUUCACCAAAAAAUCCAUGCUGGAGAGAAACCUUACAAAUAUGAUGAGUGUGGGAAAACCUUUACCCAGGCCUCUCACCUCACUAUACAUCAGAUCAUCCAUACUGGAGAGAAACCAUAUGAAUAUGAUAUAUAUGGCAAAGUCUUCAGUCAAAAUUCACAUUUCGAAAGUUAUCGUAGGAUUUGUACUGGAGAGAAGCCUUACAAAUGUGUGUGGCAAGGUCUUCAGUCAAAAUUCACACUUGUAAAUCAUCCGAUAAUUCAUACUGGAGAUAAAUCGUACAGAUGUCAUGAGUGUGGCAAAGCCUUUACUCGAGGCUCACGCUUCAUUAAUCAUCAGAUAGUUCAUACUGGAGAUAACUUUCCAAAUGUACUGAAUGUAGCAAGGCUUUUAAGCAUGGCCCUAAACUCAGGACUCACCAAAUAGAUCAUACUUGUAAAUGCAAUGAAUGUAGCAGUGUUUUAAAGUAGUGCUCACUACUUGUUAGAUAAGAGUAUCUAAUAUAUCUUGGGGCAAAGGCACACAAAUGUAAUGUGUGUGACAAGGAUUUUAUCUGAGGAUCAGAAGUUGGGGAACAGAAUAAUUCAUACUGGGGAGAAACCUUAGAAAUCCAAUGAGCAUGUGAAAAACUUUACCAUGAGUUCAAGUACUACAUGACAUCAGAGAGUUCAUAUUGAAGAGAAACCAUGUAAAUAUAAGGUAUGUGGCAGAG
This is a messenger RNA of Pongo pygmaeus (Bornean orangutan), 3101 nucleotides long. Its product is annotated as zinc finger protein 160-like. The transcript is spliced from 4 exons. Gene Ontology annotation, biological process: regulation of transcription by RNA polymerase II. Bases 260 to 1933 code for a protein of 557 amino acids. Gene Ontology annotation, molecular function: DNA-binding transcription factor activity, RNA polymerase II-specific; RNA polymerase II cis-regulatory region sequence-specific DNA binding. NCBI's taxonomy places the organism in Eukaryota, Metazoa, Chordata, Mammalia, Primates, Hominidae. The record is from RefSeq and is a predicted model, not a curated record.